UUUAACUUUUAUAUGAAAGCUAUUGUAAGCUCUUCGUCUCAGUCGUGAAUUAGUGUUUACAAGCAACAGAGCUUAGAAAUUAUUAUUAGUGAUAGUGCUGGUUUUGGAUACCUAUACAUUUUUUGUUUUAGAAUACAACUAAUCCUUAGCGAUGACGUCUUUAAUGCACAUGGUAGUUGAAAAUUACAAUGAAUUAAUGGAAUCGAAACGAGAUCCGGUUGUGGACUCGUGGCUUUUUAUGUCAUCCCCAGUUCCAGUCAUAACCAUUCUGCUAGUCUAUUUAUAUUUUGUUUUAAAAUUAGGGCCCAAAUUGAUGGAAAAGCGAAAAGCCUUCGAUCUGAAGGGGGUUCUCAUCGGUUAUAACUUGUAUCAAGUUCUUUUCAGUACGUGGUUAUGCUGUCAAGCAAUGACGGUCAAAAGUGCUUUACCUCAUCUCCUUAAUCACACUUGUCGUAAUCCCUCAACUAAUAAGGAGUUUCAAUUUGCGCUAGCUAACGGGGCUUGGUGGUACUUUUUUUCAAAAAUUGUGGAGCUCCUAGAUACUGUCUUUUUCGUUUUGAGGAAGAAACAAUCUCAAGUAACAUUUUUGCAUGUCUACCACCAUUCCUGUACAAUGUUCUUUUCGUGGGGAUAUUUAAAAUUUUUACCAGGUGAACAAGGAGUUGUUAUUGGACUAUUAAAUUCUUUCGUUCAUGUUGUGAUGUACACUUAUUAUUUAAUCGCAGCUUUGGGUCCCAGGUUCCAAAAAUAUUUGUGGUGGAAAAAAUACAUGACUUGGAUGCAGUUGACUCAGUUCUGCAUUAUGCUGGCUUAUUUAAUUUCCAUAAUUGCAAUGGACUGCAAGUUACCCAAAGCUUUAACCUUUUUCUUUGUUGCUAAUGUUGUCGUGUUUCUUUAUUUAUUCAGCAAUUUUUACAGAAAAGCUUAUAUCAAACCAAAGAAUUCUUUAACUGGUGAUGUAAACACUAUCAAGAGCCAAUAGUGGGAUGUUGUAGGUUGUUAAAAUUGUAAAUAUAGUCAGGUUAUUUUUAUUUAUUUUUUAAUUACGUUUUAAGUGUUGGGAGUCAUUUAUUACUCCCUUAAAGAAUGACCAUUUAUUAAUGUAAAUGUACAAGUAUGAACCUUUUUUUUGUUUACGCCAACAAAUGAAGUCCUUAAAUAAAUAUAUGUAUUUAAAAAAUGAAUACUUUCAUUCAUACGAAAUGAGCAACAAAAAAUAUUGUAUUAGAAAAUAAAUUGUAUGAAGAGAU
Messenger RNA from Tribolium madens (black flour beetle), 1250 nucleotides. RefSeq names its product elongation of very long chain fatty acids protein AAEL008004. Gene Ontology annotation, molecular function: fatty acid elongase activity. The record is from RefSeq and is a predicted model, not a curated record. Gene Ontology annotation, biological process: very long-chain fatty acid biosynthetic process; fatty acid elongation, monounsaturated fatty acid; sphingolipid biosynthetic process. The transcript is spliced from 6 exons. Lineage: Eukaryota; Metazoa; Arthropoda; Insecta; Coleoptera; Tenebrionidae. Gene Ontology annotation, cellular component: endoplasmic reticulum membrane. The coding region runs from base 152 to 982 and encodes 276 amino acids.